AUGCGCCUCUCCAAUGGUCUCUCCAGCCGCCAAUCUGUCAGGUGGAGGAAGAAAAUUGUCCAAAUGAGUGACGUGUAUGGCUUACAUGCAGCUUAUAGUGCGCAAAGGCCUCAUGCGCCUCCGCAUCAGAAGGGAUUUCCAGCCGCCACCCGUGGCACCCCUAUGAUCCAGCAGCUGGAGGACGGCGAUGUCUCGUGCGUCCUCCUCUCCAAACUUGUCAAGCUUGUCUACACAUUCGAUAAGCUCAAAGACGCGAAAGGCUUUAGCAUCGUAUUCAGUGAGACCGACGCUGAUCAGUUCACGUUCGUCUUCGCCAACUGCCUCCAGAGCCAGCUCUCGGUCUCCAUGGACGUCAGGUCGGCGAUGUACAAUCUUGACGGAGCAUACAGUAGCCGGGACUACCUUCCCGCUGGGAAGACCAUUCUCCCGACGAUUUACUUCCUCUUUUCUCUGGUCUAUUUCCCUCUCGCCGGCCUUUGGGUCUCCGUUCUGUACAAGAAGCGGUUGACAAUGUUCGGUAUUCAUUUCUUCAUGCUUGCCGUUCUGAUCCUCAAAUUUUUGAAUCUGCUCUGCGAAGCCGAGGAAAAAUCGUUCAUCAAGCGCACCGGUAGCGUGCAUGGAUGGGACGUGUUGUUCUAUAUAUUCAGUUUCUUGAACGGAAUUGCGCUCUUUACUCUCAUUGUUCUGCUCGGCACGGGCUGGUCGUUUUUGAAGCCCUAUUUGCAGGACAAGGAGAAGAAGGUCUUGAUGAUUGUGAUCUCGCUUCAGGUCGUGGCGAACAUUGCUCAAGUCGGUAUCGACAAGAGCGGGCCGUUCGGGCAGGAUUGGGUCACCUGGAAGCAGGUGUUCUUGCUGGUCGAUGUGGUUUGCUGCUGCGCGGUGUUGUUCCCUAUCGUGUGGUCGAUCAAGAACCUGCGCAAGGAGGCGAGGACCGACGGCAAGGCGACGGCGGUUAAUUUGACCUUGUUUAGGCAGUAUUUCGUCGUGGUGAUUUGCUACAUUUGUUUUACCCGCGUGGUGGUGUUUGCACUAGAGACUAUCACUUCGUACCGGUAUCUUUGGACGAUUGUCUUGGCUGCGGAGUUGGCGACGCUGGCGUUCUAUGUGUUCACCGGGUACAAGUUCAAACCCGAGGCACACAACCCGUACUUUGUGGUCGAUGAUGAGGAGGUGGCAGCAGCUGAUCAGGCGCUGAAGCUUGAGGAUGAGUUCAAAUUGUGAGCGUUAACAAGGAAGAUUUUUGGAGCUGGAGCAGUAAUCAAAUUGGGGAGUUGAGGUA
Juglans microcarpa x Juglans regia is the source of this 1279-nucleotide messenger RNA. Its product is annotated as protein CANDIDATE G-PROTEIN COUPLED RECEPTOR 7-like. Bases 1 to 1221 code for a protein of 406 amino acids. Lineage: Eukaryota; Viridiplantae; Streptophyta; Magnoliopsida; Fagales; Juglandaceae. The transcript is spliced from 2 exons. Gene Ontology annotation, cellular component: Golgi apparatus; membrane. The record is from RefSeq and is a predicted model, not a curated record. Gene Ontology annotation, biological process: transport.